AUGACGUCAAGCGCAGCGGUGAAAGCGGCCAAGCUCCAAGUGACCCCACGCAGAUGGCACGCUCGCGGGCACGCCGAUCACGGCUGGCUCAAGACCUUCCACACCUUCUCCUUCGCCUCGUACUAUGACCCGGACCACAUGUCGUUCUCCAACCUUCGCGUGAUCAACGAAGACCGCGUUGCCUCCGGAACCGGUUUCGGCGCCCACCCGCACCGCGAAGCCGAGAUCUUCUCCGUCGUGCUCAAGGGGUCGCUCGAGCACAAGGAUAGCAUGGGCAACACCGAGAUCCUCCGCCGCGGCGAUGUGCAGUUCACCUCGGCCGGAACGGGGAUCCGUCACAGCGAGAAGAACGGCGGUAAGGACACCUGCCACUUCCUCCAGAUCUGGUACACCCCCGAUGUCAGCGGUUUGAAGCCGAGAUACUACACAACCUCGGCUACCGACGAGAUGAAGCGAAACACGCUCAAGACGCUCAUCAAACCCAUCUCGACCUUCUCUCCCGCUGAAGCUGAGAAGACCGGGUUGCUACCAGCCGGUUCCCCCAUCCCUUCCCACUCGACGCUCGUCACGCGCACCUCGAUCCUCACCCCCGGCUCCAGCGUCACGCACAUCCUCGGCGCAGACUCCGCCGCAGAUUCCGGCUCCGAACGUUGGUGCUACAUCCACCUCGCCCAAACCUCCGGCUACAAGGACCCCGACUUCCCAGACAUGGGCAUCAAGAACGAAGCCGCCAUCACCUUCAGCGAUGGUAAGCACAACCAGUAUACGCUCAAGGAAGGCGAUGGUGCGUACAUCAAGGGUGGCAAGGCGGGUGAUGCUAUCGAGAUCAAGAGCGAAGGUGGGAAGGACGCCGAAUUUGUGCUGUUCGACUUGAAGCCUCAGGGCGGCAGCUCGUUUUGGUGA
This is a messenger RNA of Pseudozyma hubeiensis SY62, 903 nucleotides long. RefSeq lists its product as hypothetical. Lineage: Eukaryota; Fungi; Basidiomycota; Ustilaginomycetes; Ustilaginales; Ustilaginaceae. The record is from RefSeq and is a predicted model, not a curated record. Bases 1 to 903 code for a protein of 300 amino acids. The transcript has a single exon.